CGAGCGCCCGCCCCGACCGCCGCCGCAGCGGCACACACACGAGCGCCACGAGUUUCGCGCGGUGUGAGUUACUGGUGUGUGUGUUGUAGUUGACCGGCUCCGAUGCUCAAGAUGCGGAGGAUCUGCCACCUCAUCUUCCGCCUGCUGUUCCUACUCGACGGUGGCGUAUGGUCCCUCCGCAACCUGUCCAUCUCAGUCCCGCGCGCGGUGCUCUCCGGCGAGGGUCAGUCGGCCGUGCUGCGCUGCACGUACGAUCUGGAGGGGGUGGCGCUGUACAGCAUCAGGUGGUACCGCGCCCAGACCGAGUUCUACCGGUACGUGCCACGCGAGAUGCCGCCGACCAUGGUCUUCCCACUGCCGGGCGCGUCCGUUGAUCUGGCAGCAUCAGACCACCAGCAGGUCCGCAUCGUGAACCUCAACCGGCGUCUGUCGGGCGAGUACCAGUGCGAGGUGACGGCCGACGCGCCGCUCUUCCACACCGACAUCCGCGCCGCGCCGCUCACCGUCGUCGAUCCUCCAUUCCGAGCCCCUCGUCUGUCGGUGUCGCAGCGCACGUACUCCCGCGGCGACGUGAUACGCGCCAACUGCUCCGUCGACGAGGCCUACCCCGCACCCAACAUCACCUGGACAUUGGAUGAACAUAAGAUCGCCGAAUCCGUAUCGUGGUGGACGUUCGAGAUGGACUUCAAGGAGCGGGGGGCGUUCAGCCAGCUGGAGCUGAGCGUGCUGGAGGCGGAGCAGUACCGCGUGGGGCUGAGCUACACCAGCUCCAGCCUGGCGCGGGUCUACCCCGACCACCACGUCUACCGGGAGCCGCAGGACCAGGACGUCGUGAGAUACAGCAUGGUAGCCCCAGCAGGCGGUCAGUUCCAGCUGGGCUGCGUGGCGACCAUCCACGACAUCUACGCGCGGCAGUCCGAGCCCGUGUGGGUGCGGGAGGACGCGCCCAGACCCGCCUCCGUCACCGGGGAGGACUCUGCAGGUACGAAGUCCCGCUGCAGCCUGCUGAUCAUCAUCAUCAGCGCCGGCCUGGCGUUAUGAUCCCCCUCCCCCUCCUCCUCCCCCGCCCGUACUUAAGCAAACUGAAUGUUGUGAUAGACUAAACCGUGGGCGGCUCUGGAACCCAUGGGCUAUAAUAUUAAGACUGGAUUAUAUUUUGUAGACAAUAAGUAAUUAAUGCUUAUUAAUAAUUCACUACUUUACUUGGAAAGCUCACUGCCGUAUUCAGAGUCGAAUAUUAAUAUUUACUUAAUCC
This is a messenger RNA of Aricia agestis (brown argus), 1255 nucleotides long. RefSeq lists its product as uncharacterized. Bases 103 to 1041 code for a protein of 312 amino acids. NCBI's taxonomy places the organism in Eukaryota, Metazoa, Arthropoda, Insecta, Lepidoptera, Lycaenidae. The transcript is spliced from 7 exons. The record is from RefSeq and is a predicted model, not a curated record.